CCGCACGUUGGCAAACAAGCAUGGCGGACGAUUCGGAGAAAAGUGUCGAGAUAAAAACAGAUGAAGCAAAGGAUGAAGCACUCGAAGAUUCGAGUUAGUGAUGAUGAUAACAGUAACGUUAAUGUCGCUGAAAAUGACGAGCCAGUGAAGACCUUCAAGGAUCUGGUGAGUAGCUAGCUAAAUGGAAAGGAUAGGUUAGCUUGCCAGCUUGGAAGCGAACUAGCUAGCUAACGUUAGUUAACAGCACCUCAACAAAUAAACCUACCACUGAUAAGUUAGCAAGUUAACUGUCUUUCAACCACCAACAUACGUUUAAGGAGGUAGCAACCAACAGUCGUUACAUGUAGAUAGCUAGGUACAGCUGUGGGAUGAUGUGAUGUCAUUGACAGGCAUGUAAAAUACAUUUAAAAAUGGGGCGCGCAUUUAGCCAUGCAAUUUGUGGAACGUUAGAUGUAUUACAUGCACUCCAUUGUCUAACGCGUUUACAUAUUUCUACUAUGGCAUGCAUCUGUUAAUAUAGGGUGUAACUGAAGUGCUGUGUGAAGCCUGUGAACAGUUGGGAUGGAAGACUCCUACAAAGAUCCAGGUAGAGGCCAUACCUGUAGCCUUACAAGGUGAGUUCAGUUGGAUGGAGGGGGUGAAUGACCUUGUUUGUGCCAUAUAUAAAACAGUUGGUAAAGACCUGUCCUCUAGGUGUAAGGUCCCAUGUCAGUUUGUACACUCAACAUGCACUUUCUUCUCUCCUAUCUCAGGAAAGGAUGUAAUUGGCUUGGCAGAGACUGGCUCAGGGAAGACAGGGGCGUUUGCGCUGCCCAUCCUGCAGUCACUCCUCGCUUCCGCUCAGAGGCUCCACACACUCAUACUCACCCCCACCAGAGAGCUGGCUUUCCAGAUCGCAGAGCAGUUUGAGGCCCUGGGCUCCAGCAUCGGAGUCAAGUGUGGUACGUGGGCAUGGGAAGGACCAUCCGGGAUGUCAUGAGGGUAGAAACAUAUUUGAAGGAACUCAAGUGCCGUGUGACUUUGUUAUAUUAACUCACUUGUCUUUGUUUCUGUUUCAGCUGUUAUAGUUGGAGGAAUUGACAUGAUGUCCCAAUCCCUAGUCCUGGCCAAGAAACCUCACAUUGUCAUUGGUGAGAAAAUAACUUAAUCCAACCUACCACUUUCAGUUGCAUAAUACGAUACCAUCUUUUAAGUGCAUUCCUGGUUGAUACUAACUAAUGUGUAUUCACCGUGUAUGUCAUAACAGCCACCCCCGGGCGGUUGAUAGACCACUUAGAGAACACCAAAGGCUUCUCACUGCGAGCACUGAAGUUCCUGGUGAUGGACGAGGCAGACCGGAUUCUCAACAUGGACUUUGAGACUGAGGUGGACAAGAUCCUGAAGGUUAUUCCCAGAGACAGACGCACGUUUCUCUUCUCUGCCACCAUGACCAAAAAGGUACCCACAUAAUACUGCCUAUUAUAUAUUCCUUUUAGCUCUUCAUUUGAGACGUGUUAGAGUAUUCCUAACACCUGGCCUGUCACACUAACCCUUCUAUGUCUUUGCCAAGGUUGCAAAGCUGCAGAGAGCAGCGCUGAAGGAUCCAGUUAAAUGUGCCGUUAACACCAAAUACUCAACAGUAGAAAAACUGCAGCAGUACUACAUCUUCAUACCCUCCAAAUACAAGGUACUUGACAUUGGAUUAAUGUUCUAAUGGUAUCAAGGUAAUUUUUCUAUGAGAAGUCAGAAGCUGUGUAUGGUUAGUGUUGGAUUGUAAGUCAACUGUCUGUGUCUCCAGGAUUGUUACCUGGUGUCCAUUAUCAAUGAGCUGGCGGGGAACUCCUUCAUGAUCUUCUGCAGUACGUGUAACAAUGCCCAGCGGGUGGCGCUGCUGCUCAGGAACCUGGGCAUCACUGCCAUCCCCCUACAUGGGCAGAUGAGUCAGGUACCCCCCCUUAUCCAAACACACUACUGUCUACCAACAUACUCACUCCAAAUAUCAUACUCUAACUCUGGUGUGAGCUACACACUUUCAAAUGUUAUACACAUCAGUGAAAUCUGCAUGUAUGAAAGUAGAAAUAAUAAAUGUAUUUCUCUCUUGGUCAGAACAAACGUCUGGGGUCGCUGAACAAGUUCAAGUCUAAGUCUCGCUCGGUGUUGCUGGCGACUGACGUGGCGUCAAGAGGACUGGACAUUCCACAUGUAGACUGUGUUAUUAACUACGAUAUCCCAACUCACUCAAAGGUAUCAGUCUUGCUUGUGUGGAUGUUUCUCCCAUGGUCUGUUGCAGUCUCUCUCUCCAAUGUUAUCACAAAUGAGGGACCCAACCGAGCAAGUUUAGUGGUGUUUUAUCGUGUUUGUGUGUGUGUACUCUCAGGACUACAUCCACAGAGUGGGGCGAACCGCCCGAGCAGGACGGUCUGGAAAAUCCAUCACAUUUGUCACACAGUAAGGGCCACCUUUAUGCUCGCACUCAACCAAUCUUAUUGAAAUUGGUUACUUCAUCCAAAGAUUUUCUUCUGAUUGACAUAUUGACCUCUCAGGUAUGAUGUGGAGCUGUUCCAGCGAAUCGAAACUCUGAUUGGCAAGAAGCUGCCUGCCUUCCCCACGCAGGAGGAGGAAGUGAUGAUGCUGGUGGAGAGAGUGAGCGAGGCACAGCGAUUCGCCAGAAUUGUGAGUCUGUCUUUUCAGCAGUGUUGUCAUCCAUUGUAAUAGCUCUAAAGUCAGUCACAAUCAUCUCUUUCCCUCUCAGGAAAUGAAGGAACAAGGAGAGAAGAGGAAGAGGCCCAGAGGAGAAGAGGGGGAUGACACCGAGCAGUCCAGCGGUGUGAGGAAGAAAGUAAGAGGAGGCGCUGGUAGUGGUGGUGGGGGAGGGAGAGGAGGUGGAGGAGGAAAAAACCGUGGCGGAGCAGCAUGGAGGGGAGGACAUUAAAGGUGCCAGUAGAAUAACACAAUACUGUACAUAUUGUCAGAUACUAUGUCAUUUUCUCCUUGAUAUAAAACAUCUAUGAUUAUUAACGUAUGCUGCUUUCUUUACAACCACCACAUCAUGGAGACAGGCUGUUUAAUUAUAUGACUUGUUCAAUUUCUUAAUCAAUUUGUAAUAAAAUGUUUAUGAAAAAUCAAGA
Molecule: messenger RNA, 3107 nt
Organism: Coregonus sp. 'balchen'
Lineage: Eukaryota; Metazoa; Chordata; Actinopteri; Salmoniformes; Salmonidae
Source: the annotation of a GenBank genome assembly